This is a messenger RNA of Portunus trituberculatus (swimming crab), 5029 nucleotides long. RefSeq lists its product as uncharacterized. Gene Ontology annotation, biological process: regulation of transcription by RNA polymerase II. Gene Ontology annotation, cellular component: nucleus. The transcript is spliced from 18 exons. The record is from RefSeq and is a predicted model, not a curated record. Gene Ontology annotation, molecular function: RNA polymerase II transcription regulatory region sequence-specific DNA binding; DNA-binding transcription factor activity, RNA polymerase II-specific. Bases 160 to 4815 code for a protein of 1551 amino acids. Lineage: Eukaryota; Metazoa; Arthropoda; Malacostraca; Decapoda; Portunidae.
CCUGUAGCCUUUGGUUUUCGACUGCCAAGUGACAACAACAAUAACAUCUGAAGACCUCGCGUGCACAAACUGAAAAAAAAGGUCUUGUAUCCACUUUACAAAGAAGUAUUAAGACUAAACAGAAUAAAUAACCUAAGAAGUGAAUGUGAGAAGCCCGGCAUGGAUGAUUUAAGGAGUGUGGUGGACGCAGAAGAGUCGGAAAUGGUAGGAGUGGAAGGCAAGGGACAGGGAACCGCAGGAGAGGACACGAAGGGAAUGGAGGAGAGUGUAACGAAGAGUGAGUUGGCUGUGGCUGAGAAGGAGGCGAAAGAAGAAGGAAUAAGUGCUAAAAUUAACCUACUACCUGGCACACCCUUCUUGAUGAGCGAGGAGGGGCUGGUGUACCAAUGUUACCCGCUGUCUGAACAAGAAAUUAUCAUCGUGAGUCUGGAGGAAGGAGACUUGCUGAUAGGGGAACCCCUCCAGACGCCUUUCCUUCCUUCCUCCACCUCAAGUGUGUCUUCCUCUCUGCCAACCCCUCCCCCUGUCACACACUCCAGCAAACAGACAGCAGCCAAGGAUGGUGUGGCACACGUCCAGGGCAAUACCACGCCCAAGGGAUUCACCGAGGGGAAGAAUAAGAAUUCUGGCAAGGACACAAAGUCAGGCAGCAGAAAACUACAGAAUUUGAGAGUGCUGACACCCAGCUCUACCCACCACGGUGCUAAGGACAAGGGCACCCAGAAAGUGGUCUCGGACCAGCUGCGGUGCUUCAUUUGCUCUGAAAUGCUACCUACUAGUGGCACGCUACGGCACCACUUUACCACGGCACACAGUGAAGCACACAUCACAUCUCGCCCUUGUGUGGUGUGCUUGCAGGAAUGCUGGAGUGAGGGUCAGCUGGAGUGGCAUUUGCACCUGCAGCACAACAUCAAGGAUCCCACAGCAGCUUGUGUGGUGUGUGGCACUCAGCUGGCCACACGGGCUGAGUGCAGGGCACACAUGCGCAAGCAUCCUGCCACUAUAUUGUGCCCUACUUGUCCCCUUAAGUUCUCCAGUCAGCAGCAGCUCGUGUUGCAUGUGCAGCAGCAUCACCUGCCCCAGUUGCUGCCCCAUACCUGUCACGUGUGUGGCUGUCGCUUCAGACAGCACACCACUCUUCAGGUACACAUGCAUCGCCACUCAGUGCAGCAGUGCCCUGAGCCAGGCUGUCACCACCAGGCACAGGAUGAGAGCUGGAUGCUGGUACACCUCCACCACCAUCACCAUCACAACCACCACACCUUUGCUGCUGACCAUGAUGCCAGUGACCACCUUCUAGACCGCCUUCUGGCCCAUUAUUUUAGUUCUUAUGUCCAGAAGCAGAAAUCUUGCUCUCCUGAGGAGCCACAAAACUCACUCAAAGGCUUGCCAGGUUUUUAUGGAGGAUCAGUGCCUCCCCUUGAUGCAGCUGGGGCAUCCCACCAAGAUUGUGACAGCCUUGGCUUGGAAAGUGUGGAAGAAGUGGUGAAUGGAGUGAUGGAGGCUGUGGUGCAAAUGGAAGAAGAGCAGCAGAAGGAGGAGGAAAGUCCAGAGCAAUUACUGCUAAAGGUUGGGUGUGAUGGGCCAACCCUGCACCGCUGUGGCCUGUGUAACACCUACCUGCCCUCACCUGAUGACCUGGCCACUCACAAGGCUCAGCACACACAGACAGUGAGCUGCUUCAGGUGUGACAAGACUUUCCAGAGUGUGAAGCAGCUCAAGCGACACAUGAUGGCACACACCGCACACGACGCCCAGCUGGACACUGCUCACAGUCGCACAGCACAUGGUCAGCUACAGUGUCUGCAGUGUGGCAAGAUAUGUGGUUCAGAGUCGGCACUUAGCAGGCACCGCUCCAGUCAUAACCGAAUACAGGGCCGGCACCAGUGUGAGGUGUGCCAACGCAAAGUGAGGACACGGGCACACUUGCUGGAGCACUUGGCUAGGGUGCACAAGAUCCACCAUGAGUCUAAACAUCUUCAAUGUGGCAUGUGUGACCGCAGGUUUGCCUCCAAGACUCGCCUUCACUCGCACCAGCUGACUCACAGUGCUGGUGAGCCAAACUGGAGCUGCCAGAAGUGGCACAAGACCUUCACCAACCCUGGCACACUCCAGCACCACAUGGCAGCUCACCAAGGCAACAAGUUUGUUUGUGAUGUGUGUGGUGACCUGUUUGACUCUGCCCAAUGCCUGGCCAGCCACACCCGCACCCACGACCUGAUUCACAAGGCCAGGCUGCCAUGCCCUCACUGUGUGCAAAAGUUUGCCUACAAGAGCCACCUCAAAGUGCACCUCAGGAUCCACACUGGGGAGAGGCCAUAUGUGUGUGAGACAUGUGGGAAGUGUUUCAAGCGCCUGCAGCAAUGCAAGGUUCAUCACCGCACAGCACACACUGAGCAGCGCGAGGCGUGUGUGCAGUGUGGCCGCACCUUUGGGGAUAAGACCAACUUACUGCGCCAUCGUCUCUUGGUCCACCACCACCUCAAGCGCUGGGUAUGUGGAGUGUGUGCCCGGAGCUACUCCUACUCACAGGAUCUACGCAAACAUCUACAUAAGAAACACAACUUGCCCUUCAAGAGCCUGGAUGCCUCCACCAAGAAGACAAGACAUGAAGUGUACGUGGUGCCUGAAGGUGGGACGGCUGGCAUGAGUGAGGCAGCGCGGCAGGCUGUGGAGAGUGUGAGUGAGGCGGAGCGACGCAAGGUGGAGCAGGUGUUGGCCACCACCAACAACCUGUUAAGGAGCACUACCAUCCCUAGCUCUCCCCUGCAGGAUCCCACCAUCCCUUCUGGCACCCUGGUGGUUCAGGACUCCUCCCAGGGGGCUGGGCAGCCACUGCUCCUGGCUGGAAUGGAAACCCAAGAAACUGAUGUUAACAGGGUAGCUUGUGUGAAAUGUGGAGACAGUGUUGCUCAGUCCCAAGGGCAGUGUGGGUUGUGUGGGGCAGCAACAGGGGACCAGCCUGCAAGUAGUGGUGGUGACCAGCACCAGGUGGUGUUCCAGUGUUCUGUUUGUGGCCUGCACUACAGCAGCCAGGCCCAGUGUGCAGUGCAUGUCUCUGCUGCUCAUGGCUCACACUUGCUUGCCCUCCAGGGAGGCACCACACCCCUGCUGGUCCCAGGCACUGGUUUUCUGCCACCUCCACUCCUACUGGCACCCCAGCAAGCCCCACAGUGCCUGCUUCAGGUGCCUCAACAGGUGUCACUGGGUAUACCACCAUUACCACCUGCACCACCGUCAUCAUUACUGAAACCAGCCCCUGAUACUAGCACUGUCCUGAUGCAGUGUCCCACCAGUGACAUUGUGCCCACACCUCUCUCCCUGGUGCCUGUGUCCUCAGGCCAAGCACCACAACCCAGCAUAGGGGAGGGGAGGGGCCUGUGCACCAUCACCUUCCAUGCAGGGUCUGGGGAUGACAGAUCUGUGUCUGUUCCUCCUUUGUAUCCACCCCCUGCCCUCUUUGCCAUCCCCUCUACCACCACCACCACCACCACCACCACUACUACUUCACCACCACCACCACCACCACCACCACCACCACCAUUGGUGCUACCAUCAUCUCUGUCAUAUAACAAGUCGUGUGAUGAGAGUCAAACAGCUACCACCACCAGUACCACCACCAACAUCACCACUACUACCACCAUAACCACUACUCCUACCACCACCACUGUCUUCACUACUGACAUCACCACAGGCACCACUACCACUGCUACCACCUCCAGCACCUCAGUGGCCAGUGUGCUGCUCACCCUGGCACAGCUACCACACUCCCUGCAUCCCUCCAAUGAGCAGUGUUCAUCAGGAGCACCACUCCAGUCACAUUUGGGUCCAGGGCAGCCACAGCAGCAUGGCACCUCCAUCUCCUUGCAGCAGCACCAGCAGCAGCACCAGAAGGAGGGGGAAAAAGACGAAGGUGGUGGUGGUGGUGGUGAUGGUGGUGCCCAAGUGCUUGGUCCCCUCCAGGAGGUCAGUGUGGAAAUCAUGCAGCAGCGACCACCAAAGGCGUGGAUCAAGGCAGUGUUUGAUGCUAAUGCCACUCCUCCUGCCCCAUCUGUUCCUGCUCCUCCUCCUGCACCAACUUCUAGGAAGUGUGUGGCCAUCAACAGAGACAUAGGCCUUGAGGGAAGCCUGUCCCUGCUCUACAAGUGCAACAUAUGUGGCAAGAAUUUCAAGUCAGCAGGACACCUAAAAAAGCACCAGAGGACCCAUGAGGGGCAGCGCUUCUCCUGUGACCUGUGCAGCAAGGCUUUCACAGAGAAGUACAAUCUCAAGACUCACAUGUUGACACACACCCAAGAACGUCCACAUGCAUGUCCACAGUGCCUUAAAACCUUCAGGUACAUGAGGGACUUGAGUGAACACAAGAGGACCCAUGAAGGUGCCAAGCCACACACUUGCUCAGUGUGCAACAGAAGCUUUGUGAGGAGGAGGGACUACACUCGUCACUUUAGGGAACAGCAUAGUGCACAGAGGCACCAGUGUCAAGAGUGUGGUGCCACUUUCAAGCGCCGCAUCUAUCUGGAAACAGUACACAUGCGCACCCACCACCCACCCUCGCCAGAGAUUGGAGAUGCAGCACAACAGCAGCAGCAGCAGAAAAAUGGAGAGUCCAGUAUAGGGUCCAGCAACCGAGAACCCAAGGAGGGAGAAGGCCACAUCUGUCGCAUCUGUGGCCGCACCUUUGCCCGAGCCCGCUACCUCACGGCACACUUGCGGACACACUCCCGUCGGGCUAACUAUGUGCGGUGCCCUAGAUGUCCACGCAUGUUUGUAUCAGAGCAAACUCUCAAGACAUUGCCGGUUUGCUCCCUAUGACAGGUGCACCGCAACACUUUCCACAGCCGGGAUGCUGCAGCAGUCGCGGGGGAAGCAUCACACCCAUGAUGCAACGCAACACAGCCUCAGUUAUGUUCCAUGGCAAUCAUUCACACCAUCCAGAUGGUUGGUGGUGCCUUGCUUCACUCAUCAUGUGCCACUGUCUCUGUGCUUCAUCACUUACGGGCUUCCAAUAAACAUUUUAAAUAUCCCA